Molecule: messenger RNA, 1410 nt
Organism: Mesocestoides corti
Lineage: Eukaryota; Metazoa; Platyhelminthes; Cestoda; Cyclophyllidea; Mesocestoididae
Source: the annotation of a GenBank genome assembly
AUGAUAUGGCACAAGUCAGCACAGAAUGCUGUCACCUACCGCAGUUCGUGUGCUUCAUGUGGUCAUCACGCAGUGCAUUAUCGCAUUCCCGAUUUCGAUGGGGCCAAUUCGUCGUGUCGGUGUGCUCGUGGACCGCAGGUGUACCGGUGGCCACCAGUGCGCGUUCCGGAGGAUCUCACCUGUUCGGAUUCCUCGUACGACCUGACGUUGUGUGUGCGAGUGAAGUCCUCGGAUGAGCCCGUGGAGACGAGGUUGCACCAGCGAUUGAAGGUGCUAGACAAGGACCACGAACACGGUGACGAGGAAUCAGCCCUACUUCGUUGGUUCGAGUUGGAGGGACACACGUUGAACGGUGGUGAGGGUGAAUACGACAUGUAUCCGUUGGCCAUCAAUCUCACCGACACCCUGGCUGCCAUAACCAAUGGGAAACCGGCACCGUAUGCCCCAAUCACCAAUCCUAACAUCAAACUCAUACGUACCAGUCGCACUGCCUGUGCACCUCACGACCAAGCCUCGAAGGACGUCUACGACCUAGUGGUUAUCUUCCGGUCUGCGUCAUACCACUUCGAGGAGAGAAGUCGCAUUCGCGAGGCAACUCGCAAUCUGCCAGAUCGUAUUCGUGUUGUGUUCGCACUGGGUCAACCGCGCGCCGAUGUGGCAGGCAAUCUGUUCUACAUGAACGGCGGCUUUGAUAUUCGAUUAGCAGAGAAGGCAGGUGCCAAGGCCGUGGAGUGGGCACAGCGGGCAACCGAAGCUCGGGAGAGAGCUUCGGCGGAGGCAGACGAGUUCGGUGACAUGAUCAUUGGUGACUACGUGGAUACCUACGUGAAUCUAACCUACAAGCUCAUAGCGAGCCAUCGAUGGGCCUCUGCAUUUUGCCAAGAUAAAUCCGACGUCUUUCUGUUUAUUGACGACGACUACGAGUUCAACGCGAAGAAUGUGCUCAAUUACCUGAACAGUCUGACGAAGUUCGAGCGUCGCCAGCUGCUCAGUGGAUCCCUAAUGACGUGGCGGCGUGUGGUUCGUCCGUUCAAGGACGCCAGUCGAAACAAGUGGGCUGUGACUCGAUAUGAGGUUCCGUGGUCGCGUUUCCCACCGUUCGCAUGGGGCACGGCGACGUUUGUCGGUGCGGAUGUACUCAGGGAGCUGGUCGUAGCCGAAGCCUACACGCGCUUUCUGUGGGUGGAUGAUGCGUUUAUGGGCUUUGUCGCAGCUAAAUUGCCACAUCUGCAUUUCCAAAGCAUGAAGGGCUUCUACCUCGAAUCCACCAAUAACCAGAAAGCUCUCAUUACUCAUAUACCCUUCAGAUGCAGACACUUGCAGUGCACUAAAGGAAAGAAAGCCCAACACUCAGACGAAGAAGGCACGAGGGUGUAUUUCAUGUCGUUGCACACAUCCGCCUCAACAUAA